AUGAUCACGUCCAUGAAAAUAACUGCAGCAUCAUUGCUGGCAGGGGCGUCAGCUGUGAAUACCUCACUAAGCCUUGUUCCCGCAUCUUCAAUCUCGCAGUCACAUGUGCCGCAGUUCGUCAGCUACUCCUUCGAGCCGGCCUUCUGGGUCGAGUUCUUCGGCGAACCAGACGCCCCCCGCAACCUGACGUACACCCUCCUCAACCACCUCCACGAGCGCGGUGCUCGUCCCAUCAUCAGGGCGGGAGGCAUCACGAUGGACAGCAUGAUAUUUGACCCUUCCCAGAAAACAUCUGUUGUCCGCACUGAGAACAGCAAAGGAGGCAUCUACCGAACCACCAUCGGGCCAGCCUUCUACCGCUCCUGGGACAACUUCCCCGAGGGCACCACGUUCGUCUCUACUCUCAACUUUGGCAACAACUCUGUCCCCAUAGCCAGAGACCUUGCCCUCGCAUCCUACAACCUCCAGAAAGACAAGAUCAUCCACUAUGAGCUAGGCAACGAGCCCACAAACUAUCCAACCUCUCGCUGGCAGGGAAGCACGAAGGCUUACGUCGAUCAAUGGCUCUCCUUUGUUAAUCAGAUCAACAGUGCUCUGGGUGGCAACCGGACUGGCCACAGCAGCGGAAAAUGGUGGGCGUCAAGCGCAACAACCGACAUCACCCCUCUCAAGGUCCGUCCAGCAGACCUCAUCCCGGCCGGCAUCAACAACACCGGCCAAGUCUCGCAGUACUCCAUCCACUCGUACGCGUUUGCAACUUGUGACCCCGCUCGUGAGCGAUUGGCUACAAUCCCGAACAUCCUCAACCACACCGACCUACUCCGCUACGCCGACCAUGAAAUCUACCCUUCUGCCAAGCUAGCCAUGCAGCAAAAGGGUGAGUGGGUGAUCGGGGAGUUCAACUCGAUUGCUUGUAGCGGAAAACCAGGAGUAUCAGACUCGUUUGCACAGGCGCUGUGGACGGCAGACGUGGAGCUGAUCUACGCCGUGAGAAACGCGACAAGCGUGCACUUGCACCAGGGGGCAACGUUGGUGUUCCAGAGUAACCAGCAGCUGAACACGCCUGGAGAUGAUGGGACGCCGGGAUUUAGCAGCUAUUCGUUGUUGUACCCGAUCAACUCGACCAAGAGGGGCGAGGCGAGGGUGUUGCCGGUGUUUGUCAGUCAGCUGCUGGUGGUGGAGGCACUGAGUGAAGGGGGGAGGAUUGCUGCGCUAAAGACGCCCCGGGGGGUUGCUGAGAGGGAGUUUUCAGCGUAUGCGAUAUUUGAUGCUGCUGGUACGAGGGUGACCAAGAUUGUGGCCUUGAAUUUGAAGCUGUAUUAUGCUGGACAGCAGGAGCAAAGAGGGGAGGUAGUGUUGGAUUUAGGGGCUCAUAGAGGGGCGACGGUUAAGCGUAUGACUGCUCCAUCAGUGGAUGAGAAAGACGCUGCCAAGGUGACGUGGGCUGGGCAGUCGUUUAAGAAUGGUGUUGCUGUGGGCCAAGUGGCUGAAGAAAGUUUGGAAGCGCGAGGAAAAUUGUCGGUUCGGGAUAGUGAGGCAGUCUUGUUGACAUUUGAGUAA
Molecule: messenger RNA, 1560 nt
Organism: Podospora pseudocomata
Lineage: Eukaryota; Fungi; Ascomycota; Sordariomycetes; Sordariales; Podosporaceae
Exons: 1
Coding region: 1-1560 (519 amino acids)
Source: RefSeq, a predicted model, not a curated record